Molecule: messenger RNA, 1668 nt
Organism: Amborella trichopoda
Lineage: Eukaryota; Viridiplantae; Streptophyta; Magnoliopsida; Amborellales; Amborellaceae
Source: RefSeq, a predicted model, not a curated record
CUCUCUCUCUCUCUCUGUAAAUGAAAAAAUACAUCGAAAAUUGAGUGGGUUGGUUUUGCGUCUCUCUUGCAUAAUUAAAUUCAAACCAUUUUGUUCUCUCUCUCUCUCUCUAUGUGCUAUAGCUUGAUCAUUCAUAGAGUCUGAGUUUCCAUAUUAAUAUCAGUCUAAGGUUUGAGAGGUGCAGUCUCCUUUUCGUUGGUCUAAAAUGUCCGGUGGAUCAAACUCCUUCACCAAACUUUCAUAGUUAUGGUAAAGGAAUCCACAUCUUGAUGUACAGCGCUUUAAUUCACAUGAAAUUCACAUUCAAAGGAAAAUGGCUUAUAGAUCUGCUUCUCCCACUAAAAAGUUUCGUUCUCUCUCUCUCUCUCUCUCCCAGACAAACGCAAUCUCUCUCUCUAUAGGACAUGAAAAUUGGCUCUCUUUUUUUCUAUAGGGCAUGCAAAUUGGCUCCCUCCCUCUCUCUCUAUAUGACAUGCAAAUUGGCUCACUCUCUCUCUAUGAAUGAAAAAUUACCCCAUCAGUACAAGUCUCUCAAUUCAGUGAGGGCAAAGGCAACUCUCUCUCUCUCUCUCUCUCCAUGAAAAAUUACCCCAUCAGUACAAGUCUCUCAAUUCAGUGUGGGCAAAGGCAACUGUCUCUCUCCAUGAAAAACUACCCAAUCAGUACGAGUCUCUCAAUUCAGUGCAUGGGAACUAAAGUACAGCAUGUGGUGAAUCUGGGCACAAAUCUUUGUGAGGGCAACACUGAUGAAGAGAGAGAAACAAGGGUUAGAGGAAGACACACUUGGGCUCUUUUUGCAGAUAAGGGCCUCCUAAACACUGGUUUUCCUCAGCUUCAGCAAGUAAUGGAGAGGUUUCAAGAUCAGCACAGUAGAGAAUCAGUCAAGAACACUAUGCUCAAGCAUGAAGAGAUAUUCAAAGAGCAGGUUCGCGAACUCCAUCGACUCUACAGAGUUCAGAAAUCACUGAUGUCUGAGCUCAAAAAGAAAGAAUUUCAUCAAAUUCACUCUCCCUCUUCCUCUUCAACACCGUUGACAAGGCUUUGGGGCUCUGGAAUCAGCCCAAGAUCAUCAAAUUCGGAGUUUUUGAACCGACUUUCUCUCACUGAACCAAGUGUAGAUUACAACUAUCAGGGUUCUAGAGAGCGAAACUAUAAGAAUUUUCAUGAAAUUAGAAGUUGUUCGAGGGAUAAAGGCAUUGAUUUGGAACGACCAGCCGAAGAUUAUGACCCGGCUGAAGCUUUGGCCACUAACGAGCAAAAUCCGUUGCUUGGAAAAAUCGAGAAGUCGAAAUUCAAGAACGAAAGCACGUUUUUUGAACCAGAGAGAGAUUUGCAAUUGACAUUGUGUACAGGGUAUCAUAACCGAGAUCAUCAGAAAAAUGAGAAAGAAUGGUUAGGACCCAAAUUGGAAUUGGGGUACUCUCACAAAGCCGGGCGGCCUUCGGCUUCGGAUUCGUAUAAAUCUAGCUGUUCAGAGAGAUCCAUGAAAGGAAACCAGGAUUCAAGAAUGGUUGAAUCAGGGGAUGAAUGUAGCGAGAACUUGAAGAAGCCACCAUGGCCUUUUCAAGUUUUGAACUUGAACAGGACAUGAACUUCUCUCUGUGUAAGAUUUGUUUUCUCUCUCCAAGAAUUCAAACAAUUUUUUUCUUCCAAUUUGAAGAUACAAAA